AUGCACUGCCUAGGCUCCGAAGGAAGCGCCAACGCGAGUUCAUGGGCAACCAACACGACCUUCAGCGUCAAAGCUGACGAACGCGAGAGUUCAGUCGACCUGCGCGAUGUGGAAUUAGUGAAGUUCGUCGCGUACAGCGUCGUCUUCCCUGUCAUCAUAGUGUUGGGUGUAAUUGGGAACAUAAUCAAUCUUAUCGUUCUGACGCGGCCCAAUCUCCGAGGAGUCACCUUUGUCUACCUAUCAUGGCUCGCUAUCUCAGACCUCGCCGUGCUCCUCAUGGGCUCGGUGUCGAUGAUUCGUCUCGCGGGAAUUCAUCCGCGCGACUACAGCUCAGCAUUCCUGUUCGCUCAUCUCGAGAUGCCAUUAGUGAACGCGUUCAUGGCCAGCAGUGUCUUCUUGGUAGUGGCCGUGACCAUUGACCGGUAUUGGUCCGUCUGUUUACCGACCCGAUACAAAGAUAUCCAUAACGAUCGUCAAGCCCGGGUAGCCAUCACGCUUUCAUUUGUUUUCGCCUUCAUGCUCUACAUUCCGGUAGCAUUCCAAAAAUAUCCGAUCCCGAUAUCGGUUCCGUACACGCUCGAUAACAGUAGCGAUAUCCAAGUGAGAACGGAAUAUCACGCGUGCGAAUGGACCGAGGUUUCGACACAUCCAGCGUUCAAACUAUACCUGUUAAUCAAAGAGAUCGCCGUACGCGUUGGACCCGUGAUUGUUGUCGUCGUCCUCAACACGUGUAUAAUCUUCACGUUUCGGAGACUUCAACAAAAGCGAAAGUCUCUGCUUGGUUGUUCGGCCGAAGGUAAAUUCGCCGAGGAGCAACGUCUAGUCAUCCUGCUGGUCGCCAUCGUAAUCAUGUUCCUCAUCUGCAUGACUCCGGCAGCGAUUCUAACCGUGAUCAUCUCGGACGACAAGGAGCAUCAUCUCGGCUUUCAGAUUUUCCGAGCGAUCGCGAAUAAUAUGGAGAUGAUGAAUUUCGCCUCGAACUUUUACGUUUACUGUUUGUGUUCAACCGAAAUCCGGAGAACGUUUUUCCAACUGUUCGGUCAGCUAUUCGGUCGGAAACCUCCGAUCGAGAACUCCCAAAACACUUCGAUGAUCAUAACGAACAACGCCACAAAAAUCUCUGGCUGUACGCGUGUGUAA
Molecule: messenger RNA, 1140 nt
Organism: Galendromus occidentalis (western predatory mite)
Lineage: Eukaryota; Metazoa; Arthropoda; Arachnida; Mesostigmata; Phytoseiidae
Product: probable G-protein coupled receptor B0563.6
Biological process (GO): G protein-coupled receptor signaling pathway
Cellular component (GO): membrane
Molecular function (GO): G protein-coupled receptor activity
Source: RefSeq, a predicted model, not a curated record